This is a messenger RNA of Colletotrichum chrysophilum, 1107 nucleotides long. RefSeq lists its product as uncharacterized. The record is from RefSeq and is a predicted model, not a curated record. Lineage: Eukaryota; Fungi; Ascomycota; Sordariomycetes; Glomerellales; Glomerellaceae. Gene Ontology annotation, biological process: phosphatidylethanolamine biosynthetic process. The coding region runs from base 1 to 1107 and encodes 368 amino acids. Gene Ontology annotation, molecular function: phosphatidylserine decarboxylase activity. Gene Ontology annotation, cellular component: mitochondrion. The transcript is spliced from 2 exons.
AUGCUCUCAUACUUUUGGAAACAGCCUCCAAAGGGCUUCAACGCCCAAGAAGCGCUCCAGAGCCAGGCCCCGGGCCACUGGCUCCCCAAAGACUGCAGCCUCAUCGCGCAAUGGGUCGCGGAGAAGGCAAAGCAGGCACGCGCGAUCAAGCACCCGGAACCCCUCGACCCGACCCUCGAGGCCUUCAAGAAGCUCGUCCAAGACGAUGCGCACCUCGCCAAGCUCGCCAACAAGAUGUUCACCGAGUCGUCCCGCAAGUACCCCCAGGACCCCGUCGGCCACAACGCCAUUAAGAAGUUUGACGACUUCGUCGCCGUGAUGAACCUGGUCCUGCGCUCCGGGCCCGAGUUCGUCACAAAGUCGUCCCCGUCGACCGCCAUCGGCCUCGUCGGGUGCCCAAUCAACGCCCUGCUCGACUGGCCGAUGGGCACCAUCUCGGGCUACGAGUUCUUCCUGCGGCCCGAGGUCAACGCCGCCAUCGCGGCGAUUCUCAACGCGUGGGGCAAGUUCCUCACGACGCCCGAGUCGCGCGGGUGUCUCGACGGGUGGCUGUCCAAGGACGCGCGCGAGAUGAUUGCGAUGAAGGCCAACAACGGCAAGACGAGCCACACCUUCGAGGAGCUGUUUGAAUGCAACCCGAGCUGGGAGUACUUCGGCUUCGGGUCGUGGGACGACUUUUUCGUCAGGCGGUUCAGGGAGGGCGUGCGGCCGGUGGAGGCGCCGGAGCGCGGGGCACGAGACCCGCGGUUCCCGGACCCGACGCUCGUGGUCGCGAACGCGUGCGAGUCGGCGCCGCUGCAGGUGCGCACGGGGGUGAAGCUCUUCGACACGUUCUACCUCAAGGGCCAGCCGUACUCGCUGGGCAACAUGCUCAACUGCCACAAGCGGACGGCGGAGUUCGUGGGCGGGACGGUGUACCAGGCGUUCCUGAGCGCGCUGAGCUACCACCGCUGGCACGCGCCGGUGAGCGGCAAGGUGGUCGGGAUCGAGUACGUGCCCGGCACGUAUUACAGCGAGAACUGGUCGGAGGGGCUGGCGGGGGCGAAGGGGCAGGGCGGGGAGGACCCGGCGGCGCCGACGUAUUCGCAGCCGUACCUGAGCGGAUAA